AUGUAUAAUGGAAUCGGGUUGAAAACCCCAAGGGGGUCAGGGACUAAUGGAUAUAUUCAAACAAACAUGGCACACAUCCGAAAUGUCAGGAAUACUGUAAGAGAUUACGACAAGUUUAGAAACGAAAUUAAAAUGAAUAAUAUAGUAGACAAAAAACACACCUGUGAUUAUUCAAUUAUUGAACACUCAGAAAAAAGAAAAAUAGAGCUAAAUGUUCUACUAUAUGAAGAAAAGCUACGAGAAGAGGGAAAAGAAAAUAUAGAAAAAUUAAUAGAUCAGUAUAGGAAUCAGUUAUAUGAUGAAUAUUAUGAAAAAAAAAAAAAAACGGAAAAUACAUUUUAUACGCAUUCAAAUAGAGACAAUAACACCGAUGAAAAUACUCACAUGCUUAAUGAUAAGAAAAAAAGGCAAUUAGAGAAUUUUCAAAAAGCCCUUCGAAUUAGAAGAGAUAAUAGCAUAGAUCAAAUGAUGCAACUAGGAAGGAAUGAUGUCAAAGUGAAUGAAAAAAAUGGACACAAAAUAAUUGUACAGGAAAAGCAGAUUAGUAAUAAUUUACCCAAGGAACUGAAACGAGGGAUAAAAAAAGAAAAGAAAAUGGAAAACAAAAAAAAGAAUAGAGACAAUAAAAAACAAAAACAUGAAAAGGAAAACGGGGAGCGAAUUGAUGAAAGUGAUGAUACAUACGAGGAACAAAGUGACAAAAAAAGUGAUAAUGAAAGCAAUGAGAAAAAUAGCACCUCAAGAACUGACUCGACAAACAGUGAUGAUUAUUCUGAUACAGAAUCUAGUCCAUCUGCGGACCAAUUAAGCAUUUCAGAAAAUUCUGAAUUAUCAGAAUCUAGCUCAGGUUCUAGUGAUAAUGUCCCUACACAUAAUACUGUAAAGCGUGAAAAUUUUAUUAAUAGAGAACAGCAAGAUAAGAAAAAAAAUAGAAUGCGAAGUUUUGAGGAAUUUCAUUCUUCAAGAAAAAAGACUCAUUCAAAAAGAGAAGCAAAAUAUAGAACUAUGGAUUCAUACAAUUUUAACUCUUCACAACAGAGUGAAUCUAAUUCUUCAAGUGAUACAUCUGAUUCACAUGAUUCGAAGGAAUCGCUGCAUUCAUCAGAUUCUCACGAUUCGAAGGUAUCGUUAAAUUCAUCAAAUUCCCACGAGUCUGAUAGUUCAUAUUAUUCAAGCGACGCUAACCACCGAAGCUAUUCAAAUUGUAAGAAAAAGAAACUCGUUCAUAAGAACAAAGCUCCUGAGAGAAUGAAAAAAGUUGCUUUAGGACGUAACAGUGAAGAACGCAAAUAUGCCAACGGCAGUAAGGGAAAGGUUAAGAGAAGCAUGCGUGGCGAGGGUAGAGACAUUACAAGUGAUGAAAGCGAAGAACGAGAAGAAUGUGAGAAACAAGAAAAACGUGAAAAGAGAGAAGAACGAGAAAAACAAGAAAAGCAUGAAAAGAGAGAAGAACGAGAAAAACAAGAAAAACGUGAAAAGAGAGAAGAACGAGAAAAACAAGAAAAACGUGAAAAACGUAAAAAGCUAGAAAAGCUAGAAAAACGAGAAGAGCAUGAGAAACAAGAAAAACGUGAAAAGCGAGAAAAACGAGAAGAACGAGAAAAACAAGAAAAGCAUGAAAAGAGAGAAGAACGAGAAGAACGAGAAAAACAAGAAAAACGUGAAAAGCGAGAAGAACGAGAUAAAAGAGAAGAGCGUAACAAACGCACAAACAAACAUCCCUCUGACAAUUCUCUGCAUACAAGGGACGAGCCAAGCAGCAGAUUUUAUAAACUAGAAGAACAGCACAAAGGAGAGGAACGCAAUAAUACACAACGAAAUGAUGACAAUUCUGGAAAAAUUCUUCAAGAAAAGGAAAUAAAAAACAGUAGAAAACACAGAAAAAGAAGCGAUAGUAAUGAAAGUAAUAGUAAUGAUGUACAUAGAAAGAAGAAAAGAAAUGAAAAAUCAAGUAACUAUUACUCUUCAAAACAUGAAAAAAAAAAAAAAGAAAAUUUUGAAAAUAAGAAAUUAAAUAAGGAUUACAUAGAUGAGGAAACUUUAAAAAUUAUAAACAAUGUUAAAAAAUAUUAUAGUAAAAAAGGUAACAACGAUGAUGUAGAAUCUUAA
Molecule: messenger RNA, 2109 nt
Organism: Plasmodium gonderi
Lineage: Eukaryota; Apicomplexa; Aconoidasida; Haemosporida; Plasmodiidae
Exons: 1
Coding region: 1-2109 (702 amino acids)
Source: RefSeq, a predicted model, not a curated record